ACCCGACACGGUCGGGCAAGCAUAUUAUAUAUAGAAGAAGACAAGGAAGCGAAAACAACGUGAAGUGCUUGCUUAUCAUCGGAAUGAAACGGCUGGAGAACCGUGCAUCAAAGUCAUCCGGCAUUUCGUCAUUUCGUUAAAUUUUACUUGAACAAAGAACCACUUCAUAGGCCACAAUGCGUGUCAUUUUGGCGUUCUUCUUUAUAACUAGCAGCUUAGCUUCGGAACAUUACAACAAUCCUCUAAGUAAAAAACCGGAACUACGGAUAUGUAGGUCCUUCUCACCGUUUCUAAACGCAUGCGUAAAGAAAAGCAUAGAAUCAGUGUGGCAUCACUUAGCAAAAGGUUGUUCGGAUGAUAAUUUGCUGUCUUUUGAGCCCUAUAAAAUGGAUAUUUUCGAGGUCUCUAACGAUCUCUUUAAUGAGAAGGAGAGGUUUACGGAAAUAAGCAUCACCGGUCUGACAAAAUACAAAAUAAGUGAAAUCGAGGUUUCUCCUACACUGGAACAAAUUAAAUUUGUAGCGUUCUUUCCAAUAAUCACAAUGUCUGCUGUCUAUGACAUAAACACUAGGGAUGAAGGAAGAAACAAAGAACCAAUGAGUGGGAUAUUUUCAAACGUCAAAGCCAUAAUCCACAUGAAUAAUAAAUAUCAUGAAUUUCUUUCUACAUUUGCGGAAGUCGCAGAAAAAUAUUUGAUUGUGAGAAAUGUCUCCGUAAAAUUGAGCGUAGACAAGAGCGUUACCUACGUGGGCGACCAAAGAAAGAACUAUGGAAUAGCGGAAAUAAUAAAUAACAUUGUGUUCGGGAGGUGGAAAGCAAGAAUGGACCAAAUAAAGUCCAAAAUUGAGGAAAAUGCUUCCGAAGUUAUCAAAAAUGCCGUGAAUUCAAUAUUUCACAAAUGUUUAGCUUAUUUCCAAAAUAAUGGCGUUGCUCUUUUUAUUGUAUCGUGACGACAUACUCUAAUUACAUUAUAACAACUGUUAAUCGUCAAUACUAUCAAUUGCUCCCAUAUUAAUGUUUUUUAUUAAGUAGGAAUUCAUGAAUCGCUCUUUUGUAUAACCACAUGUGUGUAACCACACAUUUUUCGAAAAAACGUUAGAUGCUCAUUAAAUGGUCACGAUUGCAAGCCACUGCUCUUGUGUGGUAAUCGGUUACAACGGAAAUCGAAUGGCAGUAUACAUUGAAAAGAAUAGCCCUUUAUUAUACCCUUAUCUUAAGAAAAUUUGUUUCCUUUCUGGAAAAAUCGAUCGA
Dinoponera quadriceps is the source of this 1251-nucleotide messenger RNA. RefSeq lists its product as uncharacterized. The record is from RefSeq and is a predicted model, not a curated record. The transcript is spliced from 3 exons. Lineage: Eukaryota; Metazoa; Arthropoda; Insecta; Hymenoptera; Formicidae. The coding region runs from base 177 to 950 and encodes 257 amino acids.